AUGGCGGACCGCGUAGCCGGGGAAAAUAUCCCUGGCGGACCGUCGGAGGGAGACCAGAGCUCGGCAGAGCUCACGAGCCUCAAAGCGGAUGUAGGCUCGCUCGCAGAGCAGAUCAGCAAGUUGACGCUACUGGUAGGCGAGCUAACACGGAAGGAGGAGGAGCCCAGCGACGCCAGAGGGAGCGACGUUGGCCGCGGUGACGCUAGAGAGAGCGCCGCCGCGGCGUCUGCAGAAGUCCAAGAAGGGGAAUCGCAGACUGGGAUCGCGCAGGACGACACGUACCUGCGCGAACGUUUCGGAGACUCUGGUCCGGAAGGACCACACAGCGGCGAAGCAGGGGGCUAUGUCCCCCAAGAGGAUUUCUGCCUGGUAGCAAAUGGAGCAAACCUGUUGGACCACCUUCAGGAUGGGACAAUGGAGAUCCCCGUGAAUAGCGGACGAAGCAAGUCGUCAUUGUGCCAACAAUACCUAGCCGAGCAAGUUGAGCUCGCGUUUCACGCGUGGAAUUUUCUGAACCACACUCUCAUCAAAGAGGACGAUAAAAAGACGAUGAAAAGGGCAGAGACGCCCCAGGGGGCCAUCCGGGAGUUAAAAGGAAUGUACGACCCGGAAUCAGCAAUGCAGUCGGUGACGACUUCGAUGCGGCCUACGUCACCGACGGCGGCGGCCGGAAGGGGCAGUCGUCUAGCCGUGGCCGCGGUCGUGGCGGCCGAGGUCGUGGCGGCCGCAAUGGUGGACGCGGCGGUCGUAGCGGUGGAUGCGGCGGCGGCAACGGCGGGGGCGGCGGCGGCGUCGAGGAGAGCAAGGGUAAUGGAAGUGAAGGAGCAGGCGGCGGCGGCAGCGGCGGGGGCACGAGGGUCCCUGGCCGGUNCUACGUCACCGACGGCGGCGGCCGGAAGGGGCAGUCGUCUAGCCGUGGCCGCGGUCGUGGCGGCCGAGGUCGUGGCGGCCGCAAUGGUGGACGCGGCGGUCGUAGCGGUGGAUGCGGCGGCGGCAACGGCGGGGGCGGCGGCGGCGUCGAGGAGAGCAAGGGUAAUGGAAGUGAAGGAGCAGGCGGCGGCGGCAGCGGCGGGGGCACGAGGGUCCCUGGCCGGUGCUACCGGUGCGGUCACGUCGGGCACCAGGGGGACGAAGGCGGAGGGGGACGAAGGCGGAGGUCCUUCGUCGCCCACUUCGGGAGGGGGUGACUUCGGCGGUGGCGAUGACCCCGCCGACAACAGCAGCAACAGCAACGACAGUAGUGGCCCCAGCGACGUCUCCAACAACCACGACGGAGGCGGCAGCGAGCCACUCAGCGGCGACUCUGGUGAUGAGAGCAGCGGCGGGACACAUCUAGCCACGACGGCAGCAACGAUGACGGUGACGGCAGCGAGGCCGUCGACCCCGGCAGCGAUGACGAUGGCGGCGGCGAGACAAGCGACCCCGGUGAGAACGAUGGUGAAGGAACCCCCAGAAGAAGUUUCCGGGCAAGGAUUUGGGAGAAUGCACGUGGAACGGAAGGGAAGAAACUUCUUUGGGGAGCGUCGAGCGCCGGCCAGCUGCGCCAUGUGCUCCAGCCCGGCCGCACCCGGAAGCAGACCCGGGAGUUGCGGAGCUCCGAGGAAGAGCCGAGCGAGGCGCNACCCGGGAGUUGCGGAGCUCCGAGAAAGAGCCGAGCGAGGCGCUAGCCCCCGAGGAGGCGCUGUUAUCAACCGUCCUGGAGACCGAGAACGGUCCGGAGAUCGUUGCGGAAUAUAUCCGCAAUCGCUGUUGGAGGAGCGAAUGCAAGACGAGCAAGCGCACCGUGAGGAGCUGAAGAAGCAGUUACAGUACGAUCUAGUGAAGGCGCUCCAUCGUGAUGCAGGGGAGCUGGAGCUGGCAUUCAGUGCAAUCGAAAAGGACGACGGGUCUCCGCAACCACUCCUUGAACCAGAGCUAAGUAUUCCCUCGCCGAUCGGGCAGAAGCCUAACGAUGUAGANGCUAGCCCCCGAGGAGGCGCUGUUAUCAACCGUCCUGGAGACCGAGAACGGUCCGGAGAUCGUUGCGGAAUAUAUCCGCAAUCGCUGUUGGAGGAGCGAAUGCAAGACCAGCAGGCGCACCGUGAGGAGCUGAAGAAGCAGUUACAGUACGAUCUAGUGAAGGCGCUCCAUCGUGAUGCAGGGGAGCUGGAGCUGGCAUUCAGUGCAAUCGAAAAGGACGACGGGUCUCCGCAACCACUCCUUGAACCAGAGCUAAGUAUUCCCUCGCCGAUCGGGCAGAAGCCUAACGAUGUAGAGGCUGUCCGGCUCACAUACAAAGAUGCGAUGGAUUCCAAGUACAAAGUGUUUUUGGAAGCGGCGAUGAUGAAAGAGAAGGGUGGUCUAGACAAGGCGGGGACUUUCACGAAAAUUGGAAAACUUCCCCAGGGGCGGAAGGCAGUGAGUACGAAGUGGGUGUUUUCGUACAAGACGAAGAAAAGGAUUCCGGGGGUAGAUUUCCACCACUCAGCUUCUGCAUGCCCGUCUACGACGUCCAUCAAAACCGUGAUUGUUGUAGCCACCGAGAAGAAAAAGAAGAUGUUCCACUGGGACAUUAAACAAGCGUACAUUCACGCUAAGUUCAAAGAAGAGAUUUUUAUCAGGCUUCCCCAGAGUUGUGGUGACAUGUCUGGCAAGGCGUGCAAGGUUGAGCGUGCACUGUAUGGCCUGAAACANCCCAUCAAAACCGUGAUUGUUGUAGCCACCGAGAAGAAAAAGAAGAUGUUCCACUGGGACAUUAAACAAGCGUACAUUCACGCUAAGUUCAAAGAAGAGAUUUUUAUCAGGCUUCCCCAGAGUUGUGGUGACAUGUCUGGCAAGGCGUGCAAGGUUGAGCGUGCACUGUAUGGCCUGAAACAAAGCGGUCGCGAGUGGGGGUUUGAAGCUGCUGAUGCCCUCAUCGCGAAUGGGUACGAGCAGUGCAGGGCUGACCCGUGUGUUUUCCGUAGGAUGGUUGACGGAGAGGUCGUAGGUCUAAUCGUGAUCUACGUAGACGACAUUUUGUUGGUGGCGUCCGAGCAAGAGCGUCAAGAGUUGCUUGCUUCCCUCCAGAAGAAGUUUCCGGUGAAGGAUUUGGGAGAAUGCACGUGGUAUGAUGGGAUUGGCAUUGAGAUGGACCUCGAGAACGGCAUCACCAAGUUGUCCCAGACGGCGUACAUCGAGAGCAUCAUCAAGCGGUUUAACGUGACUACUACCGCCCCCACGCCUGCUGUCCCCGGUGCUGACCUAGGGCCGAAACGAGAUGACGAGCCCACGGUGGACAAGCCAGUGAGGGAGGCACUCGGGUGCCUGAUGUGGGUGGUGCACAAGAGGCCGGACAUCGCUCUGCCGUUGAGCAAGAUCCUGAAGGUGGCUCACUCUCCCACCGACAGGAUAUGGCAGGCGCUUCUGAGGGUCAUGUCUUACCUUAACGCCACGAAGGACCUGAGCCUCACCUAUGUGCGGGGAGCAGGGCUAGAUCUAGGAGUGUGGGUCGAUGCCAGCUACGCUGACGAUGUUGUUGACAGGCGUUCGACGACGGGACUAGCCGUAACCGUAGGUGGUAGCACGGUGAACGGAACCACAAAGACGCAGCGUGUGCCGGCGCAGUCAUCCUCGGAGGCAGAGUACCUAGCAGCCGGGGAGGGAGUGAAGGAGGCGUUGAAUGUGCGUGCGGUUCUGUCUUUCGUAGCGCCUGAGACGAGUGGGGCGAAGAUCAAAGUCCUUGAAGACAACAAGGGAGCUCUUCUUGCUCUGGUGGUGCAGAACCUUCAGCUCGGCGAGGAGCAAGCACAUCGACGUGCGCACGCCGACAUGCUGACCAAGGUCCUUGGUAGGACCAAACUGGAGUACCACCGGAAGGCCCUGAUGAACCUCCCGGAGUAGUCCUGGCUUCUGUGUUACUGUAUUUUAGCACUGCAUCUCGAAUGUUCUGAUUUCUGUGUUGCAUUUAGCGCUGGGCAUCUAUGGCCAUUGUUUGUCAUGCAGGAAGCAUUGGUCGGCGCGUCACAUGACCGGUCCAAUUUGUCCUGCCAUUUGGUCUUUGUCUUGGAAGUGCGGCCGUUGGAAUCCUCCGUGAUAGCAACGGUUUCUAUAUUUGGGUACGCGAGGGUUUUUGAUCCGGAUGGCCCUAUUUUCCACCGUUGUUGAUUUGGUUCUUUCAGGUAGGGGCAUAGUCUAGGUAUUUUACCAUGACGGUUACUAUGCGGUGGAACCUAUGCGGUGGAACCUCUCGAGCUCUCUCGAGCUUAUCGGGACCUCACUCUUCCUCCGCUCCCCUUUCGCGUGCUCCGCAACCACAUAAGGGUGCUAUAAUAGAACACCCGACAAACCGAGUUCCCCUUAAUCUUCCGUCUACAGCUUCCCAACAUAACAUACAGAUAUAUACACAAGAUGGCUACCAAACUGCCUUGUUGAGCCUGUUACCCAUGUCUGCUUUUGGUUGCAAAAGACACGGGUUCAAAACCCGCUGCUCACCUAAUUUUCUUCCGGAGUACGGAAAAAGAAAAACGGUGGGUGGGCCAAGAAACGAUGCACUGUCGAUCGAACUCGAAACUUCUGGCAACGCGUGGCGGAAGUGGUUCACCCGCACACACGCACAGAAAAUGGUUGGAAAAAAGGUGGUUCUACUCGCCGCCAGCCGGUCGGGUUCCGGUUACCCCAAGAAGACCUUCUCUUGCCUGGCAAACAAGAAGAAGCCUCGAAAAAGGGGGGGGGUAAUGUGGAGACCACCUUCA
This is a messenger RNA of Ectocarpus sp. CCAP 1310/34, 4712 nucleotides long. Lineage: Eukaryota; Phaeophyceae; Ectocarpales; Ectocarpaceae. The record is from the annotation of a GenBank genome assembly.